UUAAUUGUCUCUUUGUCUCUUCCUCCCACCUCUCACUCUUCUCUCUCAUUGUCCCUCUCGAUUUCUUCUUUCCUCCGUUCGCUCAUCCUUUUUUAACUUUUUAUUUCCCUAAUUUAUUUGAUUUUCUCUUUUCGUAGGGUUUCAAACAACAAAAAGUAUCUCCUUUUCUAUCAAUGGUUUGAUUGACUUCCAAUUGAAUUGGCAGUGGAAACAGAAUUAACAGGACGAUCGCCGGCUGAGGCGAUGACGUUUGUUGUCGGAAAUGAAGACAAAACUGGCGUCGUCGUCGCAGUGCCGGAGCUUACGUUAAGAAUCUCGGCUGAUAAUAAUAAAGAUUUUGACGAUCAAAUUGCUUUCCUUAAUCUAAGGCUUUUUGAAGAAGAUGAUGAUGAUUCUAAUUCAAUUACAGAUGGUUAUUUAUCGGAACCUCCAACACCUAGAAGAAUUGGUUGCUGUUUUUUAUGUAAAUGGAUGAAAUUGUUCUUUUUGUUCGUCUUUUUAGGAGGUCUUGCUCUUGUUAUUUUCAAAUGGCUUGGACCCUUUUUUAUGGAUAAGGGAAUAAUUCCUAUUCUAAACUGGGAGAGAUCUUCAUUUAGUACCCCUCAUUUGGCACUUCUAGUCUUUGUAACCGUAUCAUUGUUUCCUACCAUUUUCUUACCUUCAACCCCCUCUAUGUGGGUGGCAGGGAUGACUUUUGGUUAUGGAUUUGGCUUCCUAUUAAUUAUGCCUGCUGUAAUCAUCGGUGUUUCUUUACCUUACCUUGUUGGUUCCCUCUUUCACCACAAAAUCCAAUGUUGGAUGGAAAGGUAUCCGAAGAAAGCUUCUCUCAUAAGAUUAGCCGGCGGGGGAGGAUGGCUUGAUCAAUUUCAAGCUGUGGCAUUGAUAAGAAUUUCUCCGUUCCCCUACAUCAUAUACAAUUACUGUGCUUACGCAACAGGUGUCAGUUAUGGGCCUUAUAUCUUGGGAUCGGUGUUAGGCAUGGUGCCUGAUGUUUUGGUUGCAAUCUAUACUGGUAUAUUAAUAAAGACAUUAGCAGAUGCAUCAAAUGAAAAACAUUCACUCUCAGCACAACAAAUUGUCAUGAAUGUCGUUGGGUUUGCUGCCACAGUUGCUACUACCAUCAUUUGCACGAUUCUUGCAAAAAAACGGCUCAAAACAAUGCCAAUUGAAGAUGAGCCACUUCUGCAAUGAGAACAUGAUUCUAACCAAUGGUAUGGGGUAAAGUAUUAUGAACUGUACAGUCAAUGGUGAUUUGAUUCUGGAGGACGAAAUACAGAGGGGAAACACGACUAACCGAAAACACUUAACAAUAUAGUCAACCAGUGGUAAUUUCUGUUACCGAUUCUUUUGGAAAAGCCGAGAUUUUUGGUUGCUUAACUGUUAGUUGUUGUGCUCUCUUCUUGCUAUUAUACAUAGCAAGCACUAUUGUACAUAAUAGCAUCUCUCUGUCCUAGAGUUGCAGCAGGCUGAUCAUAUUUUGUCUGUAUGAAAUUAUGUAUCAGUUCUUUCUUUGCACAUUUAUAAUUAUAACGGUUGCGAGAUUUAGAGCCUAUCUUUCAUUUGCAGUUGCUCG
Messenger RNA from Amaranthus tricolor (Joseph's coat), 1573 nucleotides. RefSeq lists its product as uncharacterized. The transcript has 4 exons. The record is from RefSeq and is a predicted model, not a curated record. The coding region runs from base 244 to 1191 and encodes 315 amino acids. Lineage: Eukaryota; Viridiplantae; Streptophyta; Magnoliopsida; Caryophyllales; Amaranthaceae.